This is a messenger RNA of Chelonia mydas (Green sea turtle), 4278 nucleotides long. RefSeq names its product heat shock protein family A (Hsp70) member 4 (gene HSPA4). Bases 590 to 3115 code for a protein of 841 amino acids. Lineage: Eukaryota; Metazoa; Chordata; Testudines; Cheloniidae. The record is from RefSeq and is a predicted model, not a curated record. Gene Ontology annotation, cellular component: nucleus; cytosol. Gene Ontology annotation, biological process: protein folding. The transcript is spliced from 19 exons. Gene Ontology annotation, molecular function: ATP-dependent protein folding chaperone; ATP binding.
GAAGGUGACGUUGCAGGCGGCGAGGCUGCCAGCCCGCUGAGGGCAGGGCACAGUGACUGACUCACAGGGUGUGCCGGGAGGAGCGAAAGGGGAGGCUGUCGGAGGUGAGGAUGAGAAAAGGGGGAGGAGCCGUGUCGAAGGAGGCGACGCAGCUGCCCCUCCCCUAUGCAGCUGGAGCGGGGGGGGGGAUAUUCUCUGAGCAUGCGUACCAGCUGUUUGGCGUAGAGCCGCUCGGGACGUCCCAACGGUCGCUCUCGCCCCCGUAUCCUGACGGUCGGGGCGGGGAAAGAGAGCGAGCGCCCCGAGGGAAUCUCGCGAGAGGUUUUCCCUCCACUUCUACGCUCCCCUCCUCCUCCGACAGGACGGGAUCUUUCGAGAUCUCUCCCCCUCCCCUGAGAGGAGGCUGCCGGAGCCGCUGCUCAUUUAAACGGGCUCAGUCGGCUACGUCGGCACUAGGGAGGCGUAGGCGCCGGUCGGGGCCGAACCAGACGCUUCAGCCGCCCUUCCCGAGCUCCUCAGCCUUUCAGUCUUCGCCCGGCACCCUCCGCUCGUCUCCCGGAUCCCUCCUCAGCCCACCCCCGCCCUCAGCAUGUCGGUGGUGGGCAUCGAUCUGGGCUUCCAGAGCUGCUAUGUAGCCGUGGCCCGGGCCGGAGGCAUCGAGACCGUCGCCAACGAGUACAGCGACCGCAGCACCCCGUCAUGUAUAGCCUUUGGACCCAAGAAUCGUUCAAUUGGAGCUGCAGCUAAAAGCCAAGUUAUUUCAAAUGCAAAGAACGCUGUACAAGGUUUUAAAAGAUUUCAUGGCCGUGCAUUCUCAGAUCCCUUUGUUCAAGCUGAAAAAGAUAACCUGGCGUAUGAACUUGUCCAGCUGCCGACAGGCUCAGCUGGCAUCAAGGUUAUGUAUCUGGAAGAAGAACGAAACUUUACCAUUGAGCAGGUGACAGGAAUGCUCCUCACAAAACUAAAAGAAACUGCUGAGAAUGCCCUUAAGAAGCCUGUAGUUGACUGUGUUGUUUCUGUUCCGUGUUUCUAUACAGAUGCGGAGAGGAGAUCUGUGAUGGACGCUACACAGAUUGCUGGCCUCAACUGCUUGCGACUAAUAAAUGAAACUACUUCAGUUGCUCUUGCAUAUGGAAUCUAUAAACAAGACCUGCCUGCCCUAGAAGAGAAGCCAAGAAAUGUCGUUUUUGUUGAUAUGGGACAUUCUGCAUAUCAAGUUUCAGUAUGCGCAUUCAACAAAGGAAAACUGAAAGUUCUUGCUACAGCAUUUGACACCACACUUGGUGGCAGGAAGUUUGAUGAAAUGUUAGUUAACUAUUUUUGUGAAGAAUUUGGGAAAAAAUAUAAAUUAGACAUCAAAUCAAAGAUUCGUCCGUUGCUGAGACUAUUUCAGGAGUGUGAGAAACUGAAGAAGCUGAUGAGUGCUAAUGCCUCUGAUCUCCCAAUGAACAUAGAAUGCUUCAUGAACGAUAUUGAUGUUUCUGGAACUAUGAACAGGGGCAAAUUUUUAGAGAUGUGUGAUGGUCUCUUAGCUAGAGUAGAACCACCUCUUCGCAGUGUUCUGGAACAAGCCAAGUUAAAGAAGGAGGAUAUUUAUGCAGUAGAAAUAGUUGGUGGUACUACAAGAAUCCCUGCUGUAAAGGAGAGGAUCAGUAAAUUUUUCGGUAAAGAAGUCAGUACAACUUUGAAUGCAGAUGAGGCUGUUACACGAGGCUGUGCAUUGCAGUGUGCUAUUUUGUCCCCGGCUUUCAAAGUGAGAGAAUUUUCUAUCACAGAUUUGGUACCAUACCCUAUUUCUUUAAGAUGGAAUUCACCAGCAGAGGAAGGGUUAAGCAACUGUGAAGUUUUCCCCAAGAAUCAUGCAGCUCCAUUCUCCAAGGUCCUCUCAUUCUUCAGAAGGGAGCCUUUCACUCUUGAGGCCUACUAUACUACUCCCAAGGAGUUGCCUUACCCAGAUCCUGCUAUAGCUCAAUUUUUGGUUCAAAAAGUCACGCCGCAAACAGAUGGAUCCAGUUCAAAAGUGAAAGUCAAAGUUAGAGUAAACAUCCAUGGUAUUUUCAGUGUUUCCAGUGCAUCUUUAGUAGAGGUUCACAAAUCUGAUGAGAAUGAAGAGCCCAUGGAAACAGACCAGCAUGCAAAAGAGGAAGAGAAGAUGCAAGUUGACCAGGAAGAGCAACAAAAGAAUGAAGAGCAGCAGCCAGUACAAGCUGACAGUAAAGCAGAGUCUGAAGAAAUGGAGACAUCUCAGGCUGGAUCAAAAGACAAGAAAAUGGAUCAACCUCCUCAAGCCAAGAAGGCUAAAGUAAAGACUAGUACAGUGGACCUUCCCAUUGAGAAUCGGUUGCUGUGGCAGAUAGGGAAGGAUAUGCUGAAUUUAUUCAUUGAGAAUGAGGGUAAAAUGAUCAUGCAGGAUAAACUGGAGAAGGAGCGGAAUGAUGCCAAGAAUGCAGUGGAGGAAUAUGUGUAUGAUAUGAGAGACAAGCUCUGUGGCUUGUAUGAGAAAUUUGUUAGCGAAGAUGAUAGAAGUAGUUUCACUUUGAAACUGGAAGACACUGAAAAUUGGCUAUAUGAAGAUGGUGAAGACCAACCCAAACAAGUUUACAUUGAUAAAUUAACUGAACUCAAGUCUUUGGGUCUGCCUAUUCAGGCACGGUUUCAAGAAUCAGAGGAAAGACCAAAAGCUUUUGAGGAUCUGGGGAAGCAAAUACAACAGUAUAUGAAAGUUAUUCAUGCAUUCAAAGCAAAGGAUGAACAGUAUGACCAUUUAGAUGCAGCAGAUAUGGUAAAAGUGGAGAAGAGUGUAAGUGAAGCUAUGGAAUGGAUGAACAAUAAGCUUAAUCUUCAGAACAAGAGAAGUCUUACUUUGGACCCAGUUAUAAAGACUAAGGACAUCCAAGCUAAAACUAAAGAAUUGACAGGUAUCUGCAAUCCUAUAGUCACAAAACCAAAACCCAAGGCAGAACUCCCUAAAGAGGAGCAAAAUCCAGCUGAACAGAAUGGACCAGUAGAAGGCCAGGGAGAUGCCAACACAAGGUCCCAGCCUGCUGAACAGAGCAUUAACCCAACUACUCCAACAGCUACAGAAAAGAAACUCCCAGAAAUGGACAUUGACUGAAUGUCAGCACUUGUUUAUAUUACAAACUACAAUAAAGCUUUAAAUUGUCAACUUCGUAUGUUCUGAAUAUAAAUUGGAGCAAGUGAAUACUACAACUUUAUCACAGUAAUGUUUGGAGAGGAUUGGUUAAUGUAUUGAGAGUCAAAAUAUGUAGGUAGUUAACUACUCCAGUCAAGUAUAUUGUAUCUCUUGCCAUAAUGAGUGUAUUUAGAAGUCCCUAGUAAUCCUUAAUAGAUUUACUGAAACAGCCAUCAACUAACCCUGUUUUUUUAAAUUAUGUUCAUGCAGAGUCUUGUUUUAAAGAAGUAAGAUGGCAGAACUUGAAACUUCUAACUUACCACUAAGUUUCUUUUGUGGUUUUCAGCAACUAUAAGUGUCCAUUAAUAUUUCAAAGACUACAUGGAGAUGACAGUGAGGUUUUUAGCUCUUUUCCAGAGCACAGAGGAACAUAAGCUAAAUGAAAUACCAUUUGAAUCUAGUUCUUACUUCUCAGUAACAGACAAAAUAGACAUGUUCCAGUCUGUGUGAAUUCCACUAACUUCAUGUUUGCACUUUUGCAUUUGAUUAGCUCUGAAACAGGUAUGGAGCCCUGGAUGAGGUGACCAGUAUACUGGUGGUAUUAUGUUCUUAAGAACUGAGCUCUAAGAUUCUUCGUCAGCUGGUGUCCAUGCUCUAUUAUGGGUAGUGUUUUAAUACUGAGUAUAAAAUCAAAUUCAUAUAUCUGAUAUGCAGAGUAGCAAUUAUAUACAUCUCUAUUUCAGACUAUCUGAACCUGCUAUUAGAUAUGCAAGUGUGUAUGUUGAUAAACUCUCCCUAGCCAUCUAAAUAUUGUAUAAAACUUUUGUCCCUAGUUAAAUGAGCUGCUUGUAGAGAUUGAGGAUUUAUACUCCUGGCUGCUUGCACUGAUGGAUGAUUCUGAUUAGUUGCUAACCACUGAAAGAGAUAUACUUGCUUCCAUGAGACCUGCAUUUGAAAUGUUUGGUUUAAUUAACUUACAGCAAGAGAAAUUCGGCUUUUUUUUUCAUGAGCUCCUCUACCCAUGACUUCGCUUCUAGUAUUGAUAAUUGUCAUAUAAACCUGAAAACAUUAAUUUGUAUGUGUUUUAAAUCAAAAGUUGAAACAGCCACACAUUACAAGAAAUAAAUGCACUGGAUUGUACUGGA